This is a messenger RNA of Equus caballus (horse), 8886 nucleotides long. RefSeq names its product KIAA0753. Gene Ontology annotation, cellular component: centriolar satellite. The record is from RefSeq and is a predicted model, not a curated record. Gene Ontology annotation, biological process: centriole replication; protein localization to centrosome. NCBI's taxonomy places the organism in Eukaryota, Metazoa, Chordata, Mammalia, Perissodactyla, Equidae.
GAGUGCGUGCGUGCGUGUGGGGAGCAGCCGUAGGAGCAGGGGCCGGGACGGGCAAUGCCCAGGGGCUGCGUUGGGGAAGACGAGGAUUGUCCUCGAGCUAUGAGCAGGGCGACUGGCCGCGGGGUGCCCGGGCUGCGUGGGGCCGAACUGGCGGCGGAGCGGCCGGGCCGCUGUGUAGGGCCCAGCAGGUCGGGGCGCGGAGUUCGGCGGCCAUGGGGGAAGCGCUGGGGCGCAGGGUCGUCCCGAGGCAGUGGAGCGCGACGCCAGGCGAGGUCCUCGGUAUGGGAGACGAGCUGUGUGAGUGCAGAAAGGCUGCAGGACUGUCGGCGGCCAUGGGGGAGAAGACGAGCCGAAGAGACAGCCGAAGCCGCGGGCGCGAACGCGGCCUCCGGGACACCUGCCACUGCAGGCUCGACUGAGGCUGCAGGGGACCCUGGGACGGUGUGGGUGAACGGGGCCGUGGGGGAACCGCAGGUGGUGGGGCCUGCCGGGUCUGUGUGGGUGACUGGCACUGGGGAGGAGGAGGAGACAGUGUAUCGGAGUCCCCGGUGCUGUGAGAGAAAAGGCCGUCCGGGAUCUAUGGGGCAUGAGAGCAUUCUAGAAUUGUGGUUGAAGGUGCAGGCUAUGAGGGCGGCUUCGGGAUGUGGGGAAGGAAGCAGAGUCGAGCUUCAUCCUGUGCCUGCAGGAGGGGGACCAGUUGAAAGGGGUGUUCCUGGCCGGGCUUCAUGGGUGGAGACCAGCCGCGUGGGUCUCACAGGACCGUGGGUGAAAGGACAGGCCGGGGCAGUCCCCCGGGCCACAGGAGUAUCUACAGCUGCAGGCCUAGGGGCAGGUUGUGAGAGGACCUCAGGCUCGUGUGGGCAAGGACAGGCUGUGAGGGUGCUUCCUGUGGGUGUUCCUGGAACUCUGGAGACAAGCUCAGGGGUUGCCCCGCACCUGCUGGGGAGAGGACAAGCGGUGGGGGUGCCUGGGGCUGGAGAGAAGGUAGGCUAUGGGGUUGCCCCAGGUCCUUGGGGAAAAGGACCCACUAUGGGGGUGCCUGGGGCCAUGGAGUGGCCUGAGGCUGUGGAGGUACCCAGAGCUGUAGAGGGAGGGAUAGGCUAUGGGGGUGCUUCGGGUCUGUGGGAGAGAGGGCAGUCAGUCCAGGUGCCUGGGGCUCCGGCUCAAGAGGCAGCCUGUGGCGAUACCCCAGGCUUAUGGGGAAGAGGACAGGCUGCGGGGGUGCCUGAUGCUGUGGAGGAAGAAACUAUCUCUGUGGGUGCCCCAGGCAUGUGGCGGAGGAGACUAGCUGUGGAGGAGACAGGCCCUGGGGGUAUUCCUGGCCUGUGGGGUAGUACUGCACAGCCUGUAGGAGUGCCUUGUGCUAUUGAAGAGGAAGCUAGAUGUGGGGGUGAUCCAGGAUUCAGGGAAAGAGGACAGGCUGUGUGGGUAGAGACAGGCUCUGGAGGUGACCCAGGAUCAUGGGAAGCUGCACAGACUGCAGAGGUAUCUGGUCCUGAGGAGCAUGAGGCAGGGCCUGGGGGUGCUCCAGGUCUUUGGGGUGUAGGGCAGGCGAUGGGAGUACCUAGGGCUUUGGGGAAGGAGACAGGCUGUGGGACUGUCCCCAGGCUGUGGGAGACAGAACAGCCUGUGGGGUUGUCCCAGGCGGUGGUGGUACCGGGAGCUGUGGGAGAGCAGACAAGCUGGGAUGGCGGUAUCCCAGGCCUAUGGGGUAGGCAGCAGGCUCUGGGGGUGCCUGUGGCUGAUGUAGUGCCGGGGGUUGUUGGGGAGGAGACUUGCUGUGGGAAUGUCCCGAGUCUGUGGGAGAGGAGGCAGGCUAUGGGGGAGCAAGGGGCUCUGGUGCCUACAGUUUUAGGGGUACCUGGGCCUGUGGAUCAAGAGACUGCCUACGGGGAUGUUUCAUGUCUGUGCAGGAGGAGACAGGCUGUGGGGUUGUCUGAGACAGUGGGGAUACCUGAGGCAGCAGGUGUGCCCAAGCACAGGUGUGCCCCAGCAGGAGUACCGUCAGCUAUGGGUGUGCCUGGGUCUGGAAGAGUGCCUGCCAGGGCACCUGCUGCUGUGUGGGUGUCUGGCCCUAUGUGUCAGGAAAGCAGUUCUAGAGAUGUCUUGAACCUGUGGGAAAGGAUUCAUACUGCUGGGAUACCCAUGGCUUCAGGGGUCCCUGUGGCUCCUGAGGAGCUGUGGUCUGUGGGAGAGGAUCCUGGUUCUGUGGCUUUUCCAGAAUCAUGGGGAAGGAGACAGGUUAUUGGAAUUCCUGGGACUGACAGGGUUUCUGUAGCCCCUGAGGUACCUGGGCCUGUGGGGGAGGAGACUGGCUCCGGGGGUGUCCUGAGAUCUUGGGGAAGGAGACAGAGUGCCAGGGUUCCUAUGGCUGCUGAGGUGCCCACGGCUCCUAGAGUGGCUGGUCCUCUGGGGGUGGAGAUUGGCUCUGGGGGGUUCUCAUGCUUGCCAGGAAGGAGACAGAAUGCAGGAGUGCCUGUGGCUGCAGGGCUGUCCACCGCUGGUGGGGUGCUGGUGGCUCCCAGGGCACCUAGGUCUUUACGGGAGGAGACUGGGUCUAGAGGUGUCUCAGGUUUAUGGGGAGAGAGAGAGACAGUGCGAGGACUGGCAGAUGGCAAGGGUCGCACAGGGAUGGGGAUGCCCACCACUGCCAGGAUGCCUGGGCCCAUGGGGGAAAAGAUGGGCCCUGGGGGCAUCUCAGGCUUGUCUGGAGGGAGAGAGACUGCAGGGGUAUCCAUGGCUGUGGGGCUGCGCACAGCCACGGAGGUGCCUGGGCCAAGCAGGGAGGAGACAGUCUCUGGAGGUCUCUUGGGCUUAUCGAGAAGAAAACAGAUUGCUGAGAUGCCUGUGGCUGCUAGAGUUUCCAUGGCUAUGGGAGUGCCCACAGCUGCUGGGGUCCCUGGGCCGAUGGUGGGUGAUACCAGCUCUGGGGAUGUCUCAGCUGUAUGGGGAAGGAGGUCAGCAACUGAGGUGUCCGCUGCUGCCCGGGCUCCAGGACCUGUGGAUGGGGAGAUCGGCUCUGAAGGUGUCUCAAGCCUGCGUAGAAGGAGACCCGAUGGAACAGUCCCUGAGGCUGUGGGGGUACCUCUGUCUUUGGGAGUGCUUGCAGCUGUAGGAGUCCCCAUGGCAGGGCGUGUGCCUGCUGCAGUGUGGGUGACUGGGUCUGCAGGCGAAGAAAUGAAUGCGGCUGUCUCAGGCCUCACAGUGGUGAGGAGUCAGUCCAUAGAGGGACCUGGGCCUUCAGGGGAGGAGACAGGAGGCGGAAGUAGCCUGGGACUGACGGGGAGGAGCCGGGCCGUGGGGGUAUCUUGUGGACGUGGGACCAGGUUAUGGAGCUGCCCAAGAUCUGUGGGGGAAGGAGCAGACUAUGAAGAUGUGCCAGAAGUGUCAAGGACAAGAAGGACUAGGGGAGUGAAUGAAGCUGCGGAAGUGCCGCCAGUUUCAAGUGAGGAAACGGACAUUGGCCGUUUCAGAGAUCAUUUACAGCAGAGUGGGAGGAGACAGACCGGAGGAGUUGGAGUGAGGGGGAGCAAUCUGGGAGAAAAUUAUGUCGGGGAGGACAGAUUGAGGGGAAUGUUCCAGUAGUGUGUGUGGGGAACAAGUUGGGGGGAUCCUGGGGCUCUUUGGGAGGGAACAGGUUAGGGGGAGAUUUGUCCUGGGUUAUGGAUGAAGGCACAGGCCAUAGGGGUGUCUCAGGAUAGGGGAGAGAGAUACUUCAUGGAGAUAUCCCACGGUAUGUGGGGUAACAAAUUGGGAGGUUUCCUGGAGCAGUGGGAAAGGGGCAGGUUGCAAGGAGAGGGAUGUCCCAGGACUUUGUAUAGGGGGAUGGUUUGGGAGUGGGUGUCCCUGGACUUUGUGCGUGUAUGUGUGUUUGUGUGUGUGUGUGUAGCAUCACUCGAGGCAUCGUGGAACUGUGGGGAUCACUUAAUUUUUUUCCUAGUGGAGAAUGGAUUAUUAGGCCUUUGGCAUCCAGGGGGAAAGUGCUGACCACGUAAAUGUCACAGAUGCCCUGGCCCCAGUCCUGCAGGCCCCUCCAGUCUGCGGCUUCAGCCCCUGGACUGUGGUGAUGUCAAGCCAGUUGGGAUUGCCUCGCUCAUGUGCCUCUUCCCAUCUUUGUUUCUGAUCAUGUCUCUACAGCCUUAGAAAUAAGGGAUCUUGGACAGCUGCCCUUAUAUUCCUAUAGAUGUGUCUGUUUUUAAGCAAUUCCAGCCUACAAACUUCGGGUUUAUUCAAAAGCUUAAGUUAGGGAUUUUUUAAAACCUGAAUUUCCUGAUUGAUUUACUGUGGAAUUUUUUUGAGAACAAAUUUCCCAGUCUGUUUAAAACUAGUCAGUUUAUGGAAAAUCAGCUUAAUUCUACAAAUGUUGAGUUAAAUUGUCUGCUAUGCUCAAAGCACUGUGUUGUGGGAAAUAUGAGAGAAGAGCAAGACAAGGCCCUUACCUUCAAGGAAUGUUGUCUAGCUGGGAAGAUGAGACAUAUACCUGUGAAAUAGGCAAUGAUUUUAGGGAAGAGCUGUUGGCCCAGGAGUAGGCUUUCGGUCUUGUUCUACGCUGUCUGACGUGAUGGGACCAGGCAGACCAGCUUCAACCUGUGUUCAUCCAGCAUCUGGUGACCAACUGGAUGAGAGGAGUGACCCCAGGAAACUUCAGACGCAGAACCAGCUGCAGUUUAAUAGGAAUGUUCCUACACAUCCAAGCAACUUGGCAGUCCGAUAUUCUUGCCCACAUGCAAUUAGAAUUGAAAAACUGAAGCACACAUACAAUGAGUCAUACCGUUGUAAAGAUUUGGAUUUUAGAAACGGUCCUGACCUAAGCAGUUCUGUUUCAUUUUCUGUCAUAUCAGAAGAGAGACUUAGCUAUGCUGUCCACCUAGCCAAAAGAGAUGUGAAACGAAGACAGUUUGAAGAACAUAUAAAAGAACAUCAUCUCAGAAGUCAUCCCCAGAUCGCUCAGAAAUGUGGUCACCCUAAGCAUAAAAUAUGUGACCAUAGGAUGGAGAGGAAGGAAUCAAAGAGUCAGGAAGUCUGUCGUUGCAGCCACCAGCCGUCCAAGGUAGAAAUUUCCAGCUCAGGUGCCAAGGUAUACCUGUACACAUCUCAUCCAGGACAGUCAGAUCUGACCAUGCCAAAUUCACCACCUGCCCAUGAUCCAGGACUUCAGCCACAUGCCAGGACAGGUGACCACAAGAGCCUAUGUGAACACAAAAGCCUGUUAGAAGUUCAGCGACUCCGGAAAGAAUUGAGCAAUUGUAUCCAUAAAAUUGAAGAAACAACUAAAAAAGAUCGGAUGGAAGGAACUUUAGAUCCAGAUGAAGAACGGCGAAUCCGAGUCAGGAGGCAGGAGCAAGCUGUUUGUUUUGCCCGGAUGCUCUACGUCCUCCAGCAGCAGGUUAAAGAAAUCCAGGAAGAAUUGGAUAAAUUGAGUCCACAUAAAAUUAAACACACUAAGAAGUCGUGGGCAGUGUCCCGGCUGGCAGCUGCCCAUAGAGGAGCCAUUCGGGCCUUACAGAUGUUUGUCACUCAGUUCACCGACCGAGGGGAGCACCCAGUCCCUGCUCGGUGUAGGGAACUGGGCAGUCUCAUUCGCCAGCUUUCACUCUGCUCUGCCAAGAUGGAUGCUGAUUCUUUUGUCCCUGAUGUGGUUAUAGAUAUCCUGCGACAAAUUGAGGCUUUGGAAUCCCUCCUAGAAAAGAAACUGUCACCAAAAAAGGCGAAGAAAUGUUUCACUGAAAUUGGGAGCAGAUUUCCUGUUGGUAGCCAGAGGACCUUGGAGAGAUGGCCAAGUACAUCACCAAAGAGCGAGAGGAGACCCUUUGUCGCAAAGGAGAUAAUUCCACAGGAAACAAGACAACCUUCAUUGGCAAAGAAGCUUCUUGCUGAUAAGUAUCAACCUGAAAGAGAGCUUCCGGUGACCCAGAGGUUGGAGAGCGAGCUUGACGUAUUAGAUGCGGAUGUACUUCCGGAAGAAGCUCCAUCUAUUCUAAACCAGAAUGCAGGCUUCAGAGAGGAGACGUUAGCCUUGGGAAGAAGAAGAGCAGCAAAAAGUAAGCCUGUGACUGAGGCUGUGCCUGGUAGGAGGAAAGAGGCUCUGGCGCCAGCAAGACUGCAGCAAGGGCUCCACAAAGCUGAAAAAAGUAGAUCAACCCAAGCUCACAGCAAAAGCAGGUUGCAACGGACAACAGUCUCAUCCAGAUUAAAAAUGAACCAACAACCCGUGAAAGACCAUAGGGCUCCUUGGAUACCUCCACACCCCACCUCCCCACCGGCAUCUCCCAAAUGUGCUGCUUGGCGAAAGGUGAAAUCUAGCCCCAAAGAUGCUGCAAAAGAACAGUCUCUCCAGCAGGAAGACACUCAAGAGGAACGUCAGUUGAGAGGUGCUGUGGAGCACGAAGCAGCUAGACUCGCUUGGCUUGAUGCUGAAACUUCCAAAAGAUUGAAGGAACUAGAAGAAUUAAAAGCCAAAGAAAUGGACAAAAUGCAAAAACAGAGGCUUGAUUGGCUUGAUGCUGAAGCUUCCAGAAGAACAAAGGAAUUGAAUGAACUCAAAACUGAAGAAAGGGAUAGACUUCAAAAAUUGAGCUAUGUUGAUUCUGCCACCCAGUUAGCAGACAAGGUAGAGAAGGCAGUUCUGGAGCGUUUGAAGCCUCUCCUGGUCAAGGCCCAGAGAGUCAAUUCUUCUCUGGAAGCAGAUACUCACUUGAAGGAUCAGCCAUCAGUAGACGCAGCGACGGCCCAGCCUGCAGAGGAGGCUGCAGCUGUUGAUUCUGAACCCAGUAGCAAUCAUCUGCUGGGUCAUUUUUUGGAAGAUAGCGCUCAUGAGCUCUGGGCUAUGACUCACUCUAAGAUCUUGGAGUCUGAAGCCUCAGACACCUUGGGGGACAGCAAGGACGGCCCAUGUCUGGAGACCAUGAUGCUCCGAAUGGAGGAAAUGGAAAAAUACCAGGAGACAGUUCGCCAAAGAUAUAAUAAAAUUGUGUAUUCUGAUCCUCAUCUUUGGAUGCAGAAAGAAAAAAAUGACCAAAAAAUCCCAGCAGUAACUGAAAGGCCUCUUUCUCCUCAUCCGAUCAGGAUCACAAAGACAGCAGCUCGCAAAGACCCAGAAGUGAACAUCGUGUUGGAAAGGCCCUGGAAUGCCAAUUCCCUGGAUGAAAGUGUGGGAACAGAGGAGAAGUCAGAGAAGAGAGAGGCUCCCCUGCUCUCCCUGUCAGAAGGUGCUCAACAGAAAGAGGGUCGAGCUGCCCUCUUGGUCCCACCCAGUAUGCGGCACAGCAUUGGUGACUACUGCAGCCGCUUUGAGCGGUACCUCCGGAUGAUAUCUCAUGAGGCCGUGGGCUCCUUCAACCCAUGGCUGCUUGCUGAAAGCUUUUCGGAAGAGCUGGUAGAUGAAGCUCUGGGGGCCGUGGCUGCUGAACUUCAGGACAUGUGUGAAGACUAUGCAGAAGCCGUGUUCACCUCCGAAUUCUUAGAGGCUGCUGCAUAGAGGCUCUCCGAGACGAGGCCCCUCCUGUCACACUGGAGAAGGGACGGCACCACUUUCAUUUGAGCCCACGGGAAAUCUAUCCUCAGCUGUCUGUCCAGGCCCAGGAGGUGCUGCCCACGGACAGGAAGGAAAUGCCAGUGAUGUCAUCCUCACUUUGCAUUUUCUCAUUGUCAUAGCGAUGGUUCUGGUAGUUUAUGAUGGAAUGUGUUAUAUUUAUCAGUGCCUAGGAAACGUGAAUAGAUUAUGAUAAUAUAAUAUUUUCUGAAUGUAUGAUUUUCCUACUGAAAUAUUAUGUUCAUUCCACUGGCUCAGUUUGGUGAUGAGAAUGUUUUAAAAGGUAAUAAAUCAGUAUAUUUGACAUAGGAAUUCCAGUUGCUAUUGAACCUGUAGGUGGCAUCAGUUACCCUCUGGUCCUGUCACCUCGCUCAUGUUUCUACCUUCUGCAGUUUCCUAUCAGGACAGCUGUCCCUCCUGGUUACAGAUUUGUGUAGGGCACAGAGUUGGGUUCUGCUGCCAAACCCUUCCUCUGUUGCAGCUUAUUAAAGAUAGGAACCCACCAGUUUUCAGUGCACAGCAAUAAACACAUUUCCCUAAUGCUCGAUUCCUAGGUGGUUUAUCACAUUUUUAGUUCCUCAGAGUCUUUUAUUGCUGUGAGUUGACAUAUUCUGAUAUACAAAACUUUCUCUGAAUUCUGAGGAAGUUUGAGGACACCAGGAGAGGACCAGCCUCUCUAGUGCCUGCUUGAAGGUCCAGAGCUCAUUUGCAUCUCUGAGGAGGUCAGAAGGUUCUGCGUUUCCUACCACAGACGAACCUUGUGUGGAGGAGGGAGUGGAUCUGGAUGGUGUGAGACUGGGUCUCCCCAGAGAAAGGAAGAAAGUUAAGAACCAUAAUAGCUUGGUCCUCAAAUGACUUAUAAGGCAUAUUUUAUCAAGAGAAAAGCCUGUGUUUUCAGAAACUCUGAAUUGGGAAAAAGAGAACGAGUGUGCGUAAAAAUAAGGCCACUGCCUGGAAGAAGUUUCCAUCAGUUUUGGCCUGAGGCUUGGUGAAGGAAGUGUGAAGAACCGAGUGGCGGGAGACGCACCCCAUGGAAUAAUGUGAAUCUUCUUAUAACACGACAGUGUUGUCCUCGGGGAUUUUUCUCUGAAGUAUAAGUAUUUCAGGUGAUAAUUUAAGCUGCUUGAUCACACUUAUUUGUGCAAAAUUGGUUUUUAUUUAAUGUUAAUGUUUUCCUGCUUAAUUUUAUAUAACCUCGGAAUUAAAGACUUGAAGGGAAAUUAAAGGUCUUUAAUUUGAGGAAUUGCGUGUGUACACUUGAAUUGAUAGGAGCGUCUGUCGUUGAUAGCUUAAAGUAAUUUGUGUGGCAGUUUUUACUGUGCUGAUUUUUAAAAUAAAUUCAGUAUUUUAAAGUA